Messenger RNA from Laetiporus sulphureus 93-53, 355 nucleotides. RefSeq lists its product as uncharacterized. The record is from RefSeq and is a predicted model, not a curated record. The coding region runs from base 66 to 347 and encodes 93 amino acids. The transcript has a single exon. NCBI's taxonomy places the organism in Eukaryota, Fungi, Basidiomycota, Agaricomycetes, Polyporales, Laetiporaceae.
ACACUGCACACGUUGCCAACAGCCGCAUCCCAUCCCUGAUCCAUUUUCUGAACGAUGCCGACGCAAUGUGCGCGGCAGAGCAGCAACGCAAGUUUGAUGAAGAGGAUCAUCAAUUGAAGCGUCAGAUGCAUGAUCUCAAGUAUACUGCUCCUGACAUGUUCGAAUGCGGCAUCUGUUUCGAUCAAUUAAACGGGGAUGUGGUCGCGGAGGUCGAGCCAUGCGGACAUCGCUUCUGCAGGGAGUGCGCCAAAAAUUAUGCCGUCAGUGAAGUGAAGGGCCACCGUUAUCCCAUCCCUUGUCCACUUUGUAUGGGUGACAAGGCGCGGAAGGACCCCGGGGAUAGGUGACGCAUAGC